Molecule: messenger RNA, 1194 nt
Organism: Alternaria atra
Lineage: Eukaryota; Fungi; Ascomycota; Dothideomycetes; Pleosporales; Pleosporaceae
Exons: 2
Coding region: 1-1194 (397 amino acids)
Source: RefSeq, a predicted model, not a curated record
AUGCGUCGCCCACCAGACGCCUACUACAGUUUUACGAUACCCUCGAUACAUGAUGACACGACACUCGACUGCCGCGUAUACCAUCCAGAUACCCUGACCAAGCCAAAGGACUCAGGCGAUGUUGUACAAUGGAGGAGACGGGGUAUUGUUAUGGCACAUCCGUAUGCGCCAAUGGGUGGUAGCUACGACGAUCGGGUUGUUGGCAUCGUAGUGGAGGAGUUCUUACAUGCUGGGUGGAUGGUGGGCACGUUUAACUUCAGAGGUGCUCACGGAUCUAAAGGACGUACCAGCUGGUCUGGAAGACCUGAACUAGACGACUACACAUCCUUCGCCUCGUUUUUCAUGCACUACAUAUCCUACCUUCGACCACGGCUUACCUCCGAUCUUAUCUUCGCGCCAGAUCAGCUUCCAAAAUUGUCGAACCAAAGCGCAUCAGUGCCGACGCAUGACAAUGAACCCCCCAUAGUCGUACUAGGAGGUUACUCGUACGGCUCCCUCAUCCUUAGACAUCUACCGCCUGUACCGACCAUACUACAACCCUUCUCAGCUCCAGUGGCGGGUACUGCGGCCGAUGAAAUAGUCCUGCGCGCUCGUAGAUUAGCGGACCAGAGCAACCUGGCGUGGAUCAACCUAGCUCGAGAUGAGACAAGAGCUAGGAGGAACAGCAGAGCAGGGAAUGAAGCGAGACCUUCAGUUACAUUGGGCGGAGAGGAAACUAGCCCAGAGAAACGUAGAAGUAGCCGAGACGUCCGAAGGAGUCUCGAAGGCGGUACCAUACGAACAAGGCUUCGGAGCCUUAGUCACAGAAGACGCGAAGGCCACGAACCGAUAUUGAGACCGGAAACGAAGAGCGCAACAGUCACAAUGCCAGACGUGCGUUAUCUUCUGGUUUCGCCACUGACACCGCCAAUCUCCACACUUGCCGCACCAGCCUUGAUACACAGGUUCUGGAGCAGGUCUAAGGACGACCAUCAAGAUGUGGUUGGCAAACACACAUCCCUAGCUAUCUAUGGUGACCAAGAUGCCUUUACCUCAGCGAAGAGGAUCCGCGACUGGUCAGAACAACUCAAGGCCGAGCCAGCAUCACGUUUCACCAGUGUUGAGGUCAUAGGCGCAGGGCACUUUUGGAUCGAAAGCGAUGUAGAAGUAACACUGAGAACUGCACUGAAGAACUGGGAAUCUACGAUACGAUAA